UCUCGGAACCCGCUGGCAGGUUGAGAGCGAGAGGGAGACACUUCCACACACACUGCGCCAAGACAGAUGAGCCAGGAGCGCCAGGACUUGGAAUGUGAAGCCGCUUCCAGAUGACACGGCGCUGAUCGGAGCGCUGCCCGCCGGUUGAGGGUUUGGAAUCCCGCCUCCCUCCCCUCCUCUUGCUUCUCGUCCAAUACCUCCUCUCUCUUUUUUUCCUCUCCCUCUCUUCCCAUUUCUCCUCUCACUCCUUCCUUUUAUCUCCCCGUCCCUCAUCUCUUUUUUCCCUCCCCUCCCCUCCUCUCCCACCCUCCAUCAGACAACGAUGCUGCCGCGGAGGUUCCGGGUAUUGGUCGUAACCGUCUUCCUGGUCGCCUGCACCAUGCACAUCCUGACGGACUUGCUGCCCCGCCUGGAGAGGAGGUCGGCGGGGGGAGCCUCCGGCGGGCCGGGGGCAGCUGCGGCGGCCGGGGGAGGAGGGGGUGAGGCCGGCUGCCCCUGCCAGCAGCACCGCCCGCCCGGCUGGAACAAGCACACACUGCGCAUCCUGCAGGACUUCGGCACGGCGCCGGCCGCUAACCGCAGCGGCAAGCGGCUGGUGUCCGAAGGCGAGCCGCGGGCCGCCGCUCGAAGCCGCCCCUCCAAACUGGCCGCCCUCUUCGGCCACCCGCUCUACCAGAGGCCGCCGCCGGCACUCGGCACCCAGGACAUCCUCUUCAACGUCAACUCGGACAUCAGGUUCAACCCCAAGGCCGGCGACCCCCGAGACUGGGCAAACGAAGAGGAAGGUGACCUCUCGGCCCCCAGUGAAACGUCAAUCGACUCGUACCCCAACUGGUUAAAAUUCCACAUCGGGAUAAACCGUUAUGAGUUGUACUCACGGCACAAUCCGGCGAUCGAGGCUUUGCUAGGGGACCUGGCCACUCAACACAUCUCCAGUGUGGCCAUGAAAUCCGGAGGCACGCAGCUGAAACUUAUCAUGACAUUCCAAAACUACGGACAGGCUCUCUUCAAACCAAUGAAGCAAACCAGGGAGCAGGAGACUCCUCCUGACUUCUUCUACUUCUCCGACUAUGAGAGACACAACUCGGAGAUUGCUGCCUUCCAUCUGGACAGGAUCCUGGAUUUCCGACGUGUGCCCCCGGUUGCUGGGAGACUGGUCAACAUGACGAGGGAAAUUCGAGACGUUACCCAUGAUAAGAAACUGUGGAGGACAUUCUUUAUCUCACCAGCCAACAACGUCUGCUUCUACGGAGAGUGUUCCUACUACUGCUCCACCGAGCACGCCCUGUGCGGGAAACCCGACCAGAUCGAGGGAUCGCUGGCGGCCUUCCUGCCGGACCUGGCCCUGGCCAAACGGAAGACGUGGAGGAAUCCCUGGCGACGGUCCUAUCACAAACGGAAACGAGCAGAAUGGGAGGUGGAUCCUGACUACUGCGAGGAAGUCAAACAAACGGCACCUUACAACUCCGGCACACGGCUCCUCGACCUCAUCGACAUGACUAUUUUUGACUUUCUCAUGGGUAACAUGGAUCGGCACCAUUACGAGACAUUUGAAAAGUUUGGGAACGAUUCAUUUAUCAUUCAUCUAGACAACGGCAGAGGGUUUGGCAAACAUUCGCACGACGAGCUUUCCAUCCUCGUGCCCCUGAGUCAGUGCUGUCGAAUCAAGCAAUCGACAUACCUUCGACUGCAGCUCCUGGCAAAGGAGGAAUACAAGCUGAGCGAUGUGAUGGAAGAGUCGCUGAUGAGAGACAAGCUCUCUCCGAUUUUGAUUGACGCCCACCUGAAAGCAAUGGACAGGAGAGUGAGAAUUGUCUUAAAGAUGGUCAAUGACUGUGUGGAGAAGGAGGGUCACAACAACGUGGUGGCAAAUGACAUAGACUUCAAAGUCAAUUUAGCCUCCUCCAAAAGGUAGUAGAGGGACCCCAAAGACACCCGUCUUUUUUUUUUACGCAUCUAAGUAAAAAAUAGAAAGUCUUGAAGAGACUGGUGAUCUAUGUUACUUUUUGAAUUCAAUGAAUUCAGAACAAAGAUGUAAUUGUUUCCAAAUAUGUAAAGUAUAGACUCUGGCGCAGAUUAUUAUAAUGAAAAGUUUCUAAGUUAAGGCACUUACUUGAUUUCUUUUUCACUAUUGAAUCCAAUCCUAAGAUGUGAAUAUUGAACAGCUGUGCAAUUCCAAAACAGAAGAAGCAAAAGACUUUAAAAUAUAUAAAUCUUUAAAUAUAUAUAUAUAUAUAAAUGAAAGGAAAAGGACUCUUCCCGCUGUGUGAAAACUUGAAAGUCGGUUUCAUUGGCCUGAGAAAACUGGGCUCGCGUUUGAAGACAAGGAUGGCGUGGGGAAUCUUCCUGACAGAUUGAUACCAGUGUUGUUCUUAACUCUUUGUGUAAAGGUAGGGACGGGGGCGGCUGAUGUCUGCGUCUGUGGCUCCAGCCGACUCCGUUAACGGUGUUCCUCAGCUUUAAUUUUGUGGUAAUUGUUUUUUGCGACCUGGUGAAAAGUGCAAUAAAAGUAAUGGCAACAA
Molecule: messenger RNA, 2522 nt
Organism: Hypanus sabinus (Atlantic stingray)
Lineage: Eukaryota; Metazoa; Chordata; Chondrichthyes; Myliobatiformes; Dasyatidae
Gene: fam20cb
Product: FAM20C golgi associated secretory pathway kinase b
Exons: 10
Coding region: 323-1915 (530 amino acids)
Biological process (GO): protein phosphorylation
Cellular component (GO): Golgi apparatus
Molecular function (GO): protein serine/threonine kinase activity
Source: RefSeq, a predicted model, not a curated record